AUGUCCAUAUCCAGUCGUCCUCUGUCUGCUUGCGCCAACCAAAACCACCACCAUUUCGACACACGAAUGGGAAGAACUUUGGUGGAAUCCCUUCCUUCGCCCGUUGAUACCGAGUCCACCGGUCCAGGUUGCCCUCCGGCCUUCUUACUCAAGCUCACAAACGAUGACGAGCUCGUCUUUACCUUUACCUUCGUCGUACGCCAAAUACAUCAGGUGGUUCAGAAUGCUGCCGGCGCCCUCGAGACCCUCGGUCUGACCGAUACACAAAUCAAUGGUCUGACCUUUGUCUACGGCUCCACCCCCCGCGAGGUUGAGAACCUCCUUACACGCGAGUUCGAGGCCGACCCGAAUCUUCACAAGAACGCAAACGUCGAGCUAGUCGGUGUUUAUGCGACAGACGGCAGCCCCUCGGUAUCGUUUGAGUGGACGUGGAAAUGGAAGCCCCCCAAGCCCACAGAAGACAAGGGUGGCGGCUGGAGAAACUUCUGCAGCGUUUGUGUUUCCCCCAUUGGUGGUGCUCUCUGGACAACUGCUGAAACUCUGCUUAGUUCAAUUAACGAAUCUCAAGGUUACUCGCCAUGGCUUAGUCAGCCUAGUUCGCCCUCGCCUCCCCUUCUCAGCGUUCCCCCGAAAGGCAGAGCGGUCUCAGUGCAGACUUUGGGCCCUGGAAUCGACAGCACAUUGGAGCAGGAUGAAAUCUUCUUGGCAUCUCCGAAUCUACCCAUGAUUGAUCAAGGUCCUAGCCUUCUCCCGCCCGGUCUUCAAUCGCCCCAGCCGCCGCAAACCGUUAGAGAGCCCAUCAAGGUCGAUGUGCCAUGUCCGAGACCCGGCGAGGAUGUGUCGGUAUCUGACGACGGGCCCGUCUUCCGAGCCACGAUGAAGGCCCUGGAACAAAAGACGGGUAACAUGAGAAUGCAGAUGAAGCGACUUAUCAAGCGGGCCGAGCAAGUGUACGCCGCGCAAACGGAAGCCAACGACGCCUUUUUACAGUUUAUGGAAGCUUUGAGGGACGUCUCGUCGACAAACGCCAACGCCGUCCAGCCCGCCAUUGAACAUUACUUCGACAAGAUUGCCUGGGAAAUUUUGAGGUUCGAGCGACAAAACACCCAAAAUCUUCAAAAGAUCGUAAUCGACCCUAUGAAUAAGCUAUACCAGUUGGAUAUCAAGCAAGCUGAAGCCAAGAAGCGUGACUUUGAAGAGGAGAGUAAAGACUUUUACGCCUAUGUCAGUCGCUACUUGGGACAGCGACACGACUCUGUCAAGGCGAAACAGAGCGACUCGAAAUACCAAACCAAACGCAAAAACUUCGAACUUAAGCGCUUUGACUAUUCUUCCUUCAUGCAGGAUCUUUCUGGAGGCCGCAAAGAGCAGGAAAUUCUCUCCCAUCUCACAAAGUACGCGGACGCUCAAGCAAAGGCUUUUCUCACCACGGCCAAGAAGGUUGAGGGGCUCCUUCCACAGCUUGAGGCACUGUCAACAGAAGUUCAAGAGGCGGACAAGACGUAUCAGUAUCAACGACGGGAGAGAGAAGAGAAGAGAAGGCUGUUGGAGAAGGGCAACCUUGCUUAUGCCGAGCCAGAGCCUCCUUCUACAUCGUCCGGGCCUAGUCCUUCAACUGGCCAAAAUGGAACUGCGUCCUAUGGAGAGUCUGAGUUGGGUCGCGCUGACAGCACAGGAUCACAGCUUCGGUCGGCCAUCACACCAGGAAUAGCACAACCACCACAAACCGAUUUGUCCAGGUCGCCGGGGAGUCUUAUUGGGCUCCCACCUCCCCUGGGUAGCCCGCAACAAAAUACAAAGUUUCGGGGUAUUCGGGACCUGGAAGAAAAGGAUCCAAGCCAGUUGGCGGCGGACAAGAACAUGACACAAAGGAAAGAGGGACUUUUGUGGGCUCUUAACCGGCCUGGUGGGCAUGUUGAUCCCCGAGCUCUCAACAAACAAGGCUGGCACAAGUUUUGGAUUGUGCUUGACCAGGGCAAGCUUUCGGAAUACAGUAAUUGGAAGCAGAGACUAGACUUGCACAUGGAUCCGAUCGAUCUGCGCUUGGCGUCCGUACGAGAGGCUCGAAACGCCGAGCGUCGGUUCUGUUUUGAAGUUAUCACACCACAGUUCAAACGCGUAUAUCAAGCAACAUCGGAAGAAGAUAUGAAUAGCUGGAUUAUGGCUAUUAAUAACGCAUUACAAAGCGCGGUGGAAGGGCGCGGCCUGAAGGAUAUGAAGCCGCCACCAUCAUCUAUAGGACACUCGGAUUUUGACAGGCGAGACAUCGCUUCAGUAUUGACGGGCAAGAGCUCGUCCAUUAAUCACCACCAUCACCAUUUCCAUGGCCACAGCAACCAGAAUCUGAGCCCGAUCCCUUCUAGGAGGACGACUGUCGGUGCUCGCCCUAGCACAGCUCGUGCACCCAGCUUUGACGAAAGCCCAGAUCGGCUCCUCCAGAUGCUACGGGAGAACGACCAAGGCAACUCGUGGUGUGCAGACUGUGGCUCCAGCAACAAGGUCGAAUGGGUGUCACUCAACCUGGCGAUUAUUGUUUGCAUCGAGUGCAGUGGUAUUCACCGAUCUCUUGGCACGCAUAUCAGCAAAGUCCGGUCACUCACAUUGGACACCACAUCGUUUACACCGGACAUUAUUGAGCUCUUGAUGCUCGUUGGAAAUCGAGUGUCCAACAUGGUAUAUGAGGCACGCCUGGACCCUCAACAGAAGCUGGUACCACAAGCUUCGCGGGAGCAACGACUUCGGUUCAUCACGGCCAAGUAUGUCGACCGCGCAUUCGUCGAGCCAAUAUCCUCCACCUUGUCCCGGUAUCCAACUGCCGAAGAGACCCUCCUCGCAGCCAUCAAGAAGAACGAGAUCCAACAAGUAAUCUACGCCCUCGCGCUCAAAGCCAACCCCAAUAUAACGGACAAGUCUAGGGGUACACACGCCGUAUAUUUGGCCCUGGCCGCCGCCGACCCAGCCCCUCCUUCACCCAACCCCAUGACCCCCUCUCCCUCUCCAGGCACCCCUGGGUCCUCGACCACGGGACCCGAUAAACAGGUCCCAUUUCCUGUCGCCGAACUCCUGAUCCAGAACGGGGCCGAGAUCCCCGUCGCACCGCCCAUGUUUCCCCUCAGUCACGCCGCACAAACUUAUCUUGAAAUCAAGCGUGGCCGCCGCGCCCUCGUCGAGUCUAUCGGGACCUCGGCGGUAACAACAAGCUACGGUUCUUCGUACGAUGGCAUUAGCGCGCUUUCUUCGGCUUCGGGUGGCGGGUCUGGCGCUGCUAAUCUCGGCGAUAGUAAGCUGGCAAAGGAGAAGGAAGCAAGGCUGCAGAAGAGGGUGAGUGCGGGCGGAAGACUGGCCAAGACGCCCAUUCCGGAGCGGUAGAACGCGUUCGGACUGGGGUAUAGCAGGAUGGCAGUUCAUGGAAUCAAGGAUACGUUAAGAGCAGGCGCGAGGGGAAGAAGCGCCAGUGCAAGUUGGAACAACGGGGUUGAAAGCCCGUCGAUUAGAAAAAGGGGAAGUCUAAGAAGGAAAAUCAGUAAUGGGUUGAAUGGGAUGGGAUGGGGGUAUGAUGGGAGUGAUAGCAGCGGGGCUGGGGGUAGCGAGGAUGGUAAUAAUGAUGGGUCACAACUAGUAUCAACACCAAAGCGAAUCGGGAGCACGGGGAGUCUGGCUACUAUGGCGGAAAGGAGUUUGGCGGC
Messenger RNA from Neurospora tetrasperma FGSC 2508, 3686 nucleotides. RefSeq lists its product as uncharacterized. NCBI's taxonomy places the organism in Eukaryota, Fungi, Ascomycota, Sordariomycetes, Sordariales, Sordariaceae. The record is from RefSeq and is a predicted model, not a curated record. The coding region runs from base 1 to 3369 and encodes 1122 amino acids. The transcript is spliced from 4 exons. Gene Ontology annotation, biological process: intra-Golgi vesicle-mediated transport. Gene Ontology annotation, cellular component: cytoplasm; endosome; trans-Golgi network. Gene Ontology annotation, molecular function: GTPase activator activity; protein binding.